Cryptomeria japonica (Japanese cedar) is the source of this 390-nucleotide messenger RNA. Its product is annotated as heavy metal-associated isoprenylated plant protein 23-like. The record is from RefSeq and is a predicted model, not a curated record. The transcript is spliced from 3 exons. Gene Ontology annotation, molecular function: metal ion binding. The coding region runs from base 16 to 390 and encodes 124 amino acids. Lineage: Eukaryota; Viridiplantae; Streptophyta; Pinopsida; Cupressales; Cupressaceae.
CUUAAGCAAUUUCAGAUGGUUGAGUUAAGAGUUCGUAUGGACUGCGAGGGGUGCGAAAGAAAAGUGAGGAACUCGCUAGAAAAUAUGAAAGGCGUGAAAUCGUUGGAAGUGGAUCGAAAGCAAUUCAAAGUGACAGUAACGGGUUACGUGGAGGCGAACAAGGUGUUGAAGAGGGUGAGAAGAAAGACGGGGAAAAAAGCAGAGAUGUGGCCAUACAAGCCUUACAAUCUGGUUUACUAUCCAUAUGCUGCUCAGGUCUACGAUAAAAAAGCUCCUGCUGGUUAUGUAAGGAACGUGGAACCCACCUUCCCCAAUCCGCAGAGAAGUGAUCAGGAGCAAUACACCUCUGCCUUCAGCGACGACAAUCCAAACGCUUGUUCAAUUAUGUAG